Messenger RNA from Colletotrichum destructivum, 2574 nucleotides. RefSeq names its product Putative heterokaryon incompatibility. The record is from RefSeq and is a predicted model, not a curated record. Bases 1 to 2574 code for a protein of 857 amino acids. The transcript has a single exon. Lineage: Eukaryota; Fungi; Ascomycota; Sordariomycetes; Glomerellales; Glomerellaceae.
AUGAAUUACGAAAAUCUAGAGAUAUCCGGACGCCAAAUCCGACUCAUCGCCAUCGACCCGUUGGAACCGUGGCAGCCUGAAUCUUCGCCCAUAAGAUGCACGAUUGAGACAGCGACACUCCCGCCGGAGCCUGAAGACUGGGAUCCGAGCCUGCUCCCGGCCAACUUUGUCAGCUUUGACGACGAGGUAACAAACGCGCCUGACGAGCCGUUCGGCGGCUCCUUCAGACAAGAUGUCGCCAACAUCGAGGCAACGGCCGAGAUAUCGAUGUCCACCACUGGCGAGGACCAAGUACCAGCGCCCGAAUACGAGAUAAUUCUCCCCAUCAACGACUUGGCCGACAUGCUAUCCUUCGAAGACCUGCAGAGUGUGGUUCAGAACUCGGAGUUGAACGACAGGGUUCGCCGGAACGUGCAUGACGAUUCAAUCAUCUUGGAGGGCAGACUCGACACCAAGCAUCUCAAUCCUUUCUUCCGUCCACCGCAGCCGGCGAACCAAAGACGACCGAUCGAUCCCCAGUCUUAUGUGGCCAUGUCGUAUUCUUGGGGCCCGGAGCAGCCCACAACCUCCAUCAUCCUGAACGGGACCGAGGUUGAUGUCCGCGUGAACCUCGAAGCAGGCCUUCGGCGUUUCCGAACAAUGGACUACUUCAAGCGAGGGGGGAAGAUUUGGAUAGAUGCGCUGUGCAUCAACCAAGACGACGACGCCGAAAAGGCAAGCCAGAUCCCUCUGAUGGGCUCGAUAUACAAGCUCGCGGCCAACGUCAUUGUGUGGCUCGGCCCCGAAACCGAUGGGAGCUCCAAAGUCAUCGACACGCUGCAGAAGCUGAGCUCCCUCUACCGCACCGAGUACGUCGAGACCUUUGACAGAAGCGACGCGUUCACGGCGACGGCCUGGAGGCAGAUGGCGCAGAUCCGCCUGCGGACCAGCUUCCACCGGCUUAAAGAUCUGUACUCCCAGCUUGACCUCAAGACGGACGAGGACGACCUGCAUUUGUACGAGUUCUUUGAUCGGCCCUACUGGCGUCGGCUCUGGAUCAUCCAGGAGCUAUGCAUGGGCCGGGCGGGGAUGCCCAUCGUCUGCGGCGCCCGCGUCACGCAGUGGCGGUACAUCCGCGACGGAGCGCUCACCUACACUGCGUUUCUGCACGUGUUGCAAGAGAAGCUGCCUCGGAUCGUGUAUCAGUCAAUACAAAAGCCGAUGGGGAACGAACUGUCCAUACUCCACGUCGCCCAGAUAGCGCAGCUGGAGAUACAUGGCCACAGGAAACGCCUCCCUCCGGUGGACACCAGCUGGCUGCCCGUCUACUCGAAUAUCGGAGAGAACGACGGCCUCCUUCACGGAUCGGCUUUCCGGAGAGCGCUGUUGCUGGCCUCACAGGCACAAUGCUACCACCUCCACGAUUCCGUCUACGGCUUGCUCAGCGUCCCCGGACUCCCAGACUUCGGGAUCACCGUGGACUAUACCAAGCACAUCACGACUGUUUUGACAGAGUUCGCGGCGGCUUGCGUCACAAAGGGAAAGACUCUCGAGUUGUUCUCGUUGGUAGACGGAUGCGGGAUGCCGGUGCGGGAUGCCCAGGGAAACCUUCUGGACCGAAGGUCCCUACCAUCCUGGGUUCCCUACCUCGCCAGAACGCCCGAACAGCGAGUCGGAACGAUCGAGGGGAACUGGCACGCAAGCGGAAACAAACAGGGGUUCCUCUUUGAUGGCUACAACGUGGAGCCGAGAAUAAGGGAAGGAAACGUUCUCGCGUGUUAUGGUUUUAUCGCCGAGGUUGUCGACGGCGUUGGCGCAAUAUCGAAACCGGACAUGGAGACGGGAAGCCGUCACCACCCAGAGUUUCAUACGGGAAUAGUGCAGCCAAGGGGUGAAUUCACAUCUGGCUCAGAGUUCGGUCCUCAAGCGGAUGAGGACGACUUUGGAGAGACGAAUUCGCCUCGGGACCGGGCGGCAAAGGCCGUGAGGGAAGGACCCCGAGUGGCUUGGGUAUUGACUUGCGGCGCCGAUGUCCAGGGAAUAAAGCAGUCUUUUGACUGCCUCUACGAGGCUUUUCCAGGUAUGGCCAUGCCAUUGAUUGCUUCCGACAACGUAGUAGGCCAAACAGCUGACAGUAUCGAAACACUCCCAGAGGACGAACCAUCGCGGCAGUCGCCCUUUUUCAGGAACUGGCACUUCAUCAACUCGAGCGCCGGCCUCUUGAUCGGAGGUCGGCCUUUGUCUUCCUACUUCAGACCCUUCAACCAAGAGAACCUGGACCACAAGAGUAACAGGGCCGCGCGCGCCGCGCGCCAAGCCAUGGAAACUCGCACGAGAAACCGACGUCUCAUCGUGACGAACUCGGGCCUUGUUGGCCUCGCCCCUAUCCUCGUCCAGCCGGGAGACGCCGUGAUGGUGUUGAUUGGGCACGGGAGACCUGUCGUCGCGAGGAGACUCAAGGACGAGUCCGGGGGCGACACGCCGUUGUGGCGCUUGAUCGGCGAGGCAUUCGUCGGCGGCAUGAUGGAAUGGGAGAUGAUGGACCGCGACAUCAUGUCGGGCCCCAAGAGGAUCAAGCAGAUCAACUUUGUUUGA